Molecule: messenger RNA, 1989 nt
Organism: Bipolaris oryzae ATCC 44560
Lineage: Eukaryota; Fungi; Ascomycota; Dothideomycetes; Pleosporales; Pleosporaceae
Exons: 5
Coding region: 1-1989 (662 amino acids)
Source: RefSeq, a predicted model, not a curated record
AUGUUUAAUUCCAACACCCAUGCAUGGAUGUACGAGGGGCGGCCCAUUGGCUACGGCAACCAGGCUCUGGGGCAGCUCGUGGCAGGCAUCACGACACGGCUGGCAGGGGGACCGUUGGCGGCGCAAGAGGGCGCCAUUGGAACGGGUAAAACGACUUUAGCCGGUGGGUGCUCACCUCACAGCGAGGGCAAAAAGCGGGGCUGCACCACCACCGACGACCAAGACUCGACUAACAGCAGACUAGCCGGCGCGCACACUCAGACUGGCAGACUACUGACUACUGCGGACGAGUGUGCGUACGGUAGCUACUUAGUGCUAGGCAAGUACUCGAGGAUAGACGCCAGACAGUUCACGCCUAGCGCCUUCCCUUGGUCCAUUGCUCGCUGGUCGCUGCUUCCUCCUGGAACGUCGACGACGACUCACCGCACGUCAGCAUUGCCGCCCAUGCCUGCCUGCCUGCUGCCUGUUCCUGCGGCCUUCUCCAGCUUGUGGCUUGUCGCGCCUGACCAUGACAAACGCUGCCGCGGGGCCGAGUCUGUGUCUCUUUCCUUCUCUCUUGCGCAACUGCCCCAGCCCCAGCCCCAGCCCCAGCACCGUCUGAGCCAUUGUAUAUACGGUAAGUACAUGCCAUCUCCACCGCCACCCCUCUCCUCGCCUCGCCUCGCCUCGGCCAAUACCAAGUACACAUGCACACGCUCCACUGUCUAUUGCCCGUUGCCCGCUGCCCGCUGCUGGCUCGACCAUGUACAUCCAUCCAUCCAUCCAUCCAUCCAUCCUACUUCCUUUCUCGUCCUGUUUCUGCUGCUGUGCCCUGCCACUGAAACCCCCCUCGCCGUGUUGUUUCAUGCCCACUACUUAGUAGAUAACCAUAAUGCUCCUGCUGUUGCUGUUGCUCCGUCGCGGCCCCCGCCCACCAUCACACGUCACAACGUCAAAACAUGCCACAUGAAACCCAAUGCCGACGGCGAACUCCUCGUGGCCGGCGCUGCCUUUGCGCACCCGCCCGCGAAGCCACCCCCGGCAAAGGCCUCGAACUCACGAGCAUGUGCAUGCUCGAGUCCUCGUCGUACCCACAUGGCUCGGCCUAGCCUGCGACGACGUGGUUUCCGGCCUGCUUGUGCUCACUACUUGGGUGUAGACUCGACUACCGCACAUCAGCACCAGCACUGUGACUGCACACCAGCACCAGCACAGUCCGGCUAUUGCGCUGGGUCAAGCCUGUCGACCAUGUACCCUAUUCACACUGCCGGGUCCUGGCCACGCCCUCGUGCCCGCUCAUUGUCCAGUGCCACCGCCGCUGAUGCUCCCGCCCUGCACCACCGCGCACAAGCACACGCCGAGGGGCUCGGGCGGCGUUUCUGGCAAGCUAAGCGAGCCCACCAUGCCUGCAACCCCGACUCCGACAUGUCCUCUUCGGCCAACAUCACCAUUUCCUCCGUCCAAAUGUGGAACACCACGCAUUGCCCGUAUUAUUAUCAAACCUGCCCACGGCCCUGCUCGCCCUUCCAGAUGCAAUGGCGAACGGUUCAGCUGAUGGCCGUCCACUCCGUCCCCAGCACAUAUAAGUGGACCGCGGUGGAUCUGCACGACAGCAUGCCACCGGCGGACUCCGAAUGGACAACUGCCCAACACGCCCACCUCCCGCUUUGGCACCAGCCCACACACGGCCAGGACGGGAUCCACAACGGCCGUACCUCCACACUUGGGUCUGAACAGUGUGACCUUCGCCGGGCUCCUGCAUAUUGCACGCUGGGCCACUGCAGCCAACGCAAAAGAGGCCACAAACCCAUGGCAAUCUGGCCACACAGCUCAUACAGCUUUUUUCAUCGACCUGCUGUAUUGGUUGCAAGCCAGAAAAUGACCCACGCGCUCCCUUGUAGAUUACCUGACCGCUCAUCGCCUAGACGCCCCCACAAGGCUGCUGCCAUGCACUGCGCACUACCCUACACCUACAGUGACGCCAAAGCACAUGUUCGCAGAGUUUUGUAA